AGCACCCUCAUUUUCCUCGGGUAUUCCCACUGAUCUCUGACCGGUCGGUUUGGCAUAAUGGAAAGCACCCCAGGUGUCGUGUUGCCUUCCGGGUACAAAGUACAUUUUCCGAGAAAAGCCUUUCCUUUCGAUCAGAUAUCACAUUACAUUAUUUCUGUAUUUCUCGGAAUUCAAGGCUACGACGCCGUACCGAGUACUGAUCGACGUUCAAAACUUCGGCUCGCUUGUGAAGACGAAAGGACGGAUUUUCUGCACCAAGAACUGAUAGAAAUGGGUAAUGAAUAGACGCAAAAUUAAUAUUAGAGGGCUGAAUACGUGUUGUGAAAAGCCCUGAUGCACUAAUCUAUCAAACUGAAUUUCUGUUGCAAGUCGAGGCAGUGUACCACCCGCUUGCAAACUCUUGUAUCAUGUCAGCUCAAGUAUAAAAUCUUUAACGUGGUAGUGCCGUCUGAUUAUCAUGUAUUUUGAUAUCCAUUUUUGAAACAAGACGGUUGCGGGCAGUGGAAUGUGAAAAAUAUUAGAAGAAGUAUUCAUGAGAGCGGCUAGGCACAUGCAUCACUGAAAAUGAUGGACAAUGAUGAUGAAGGGUUUGAUUUGAUUCAGCCAUCACUCAUUCAGCAGCUGAGAAGCAUCUUAGAUCAGUACCCAGAUGAUGGACAGAUACUCAAGGAGCUGAUCCAAAACGCAGAAGAUGCUGGUGCAAGUCAUGUGAAAUUCCUACACGACAAGCACAGCUAUGGAACCGAAAAAUUGCACAACGCAGACCUUGCUCAGUUUCAGGGCCCAGCACUUUACGCCUACAACAACGAAACGUUUACCAAAGAAGACUGGAGAGGUAUCCGAAUGCUGUGUAACAGUAUCAAAGUUAAAGAACCCAUGAAGGUGGGGCGGUUUGGCGUGGGUUUCAAGUCUGUUUUUCACGUUACAGAUCUACCGAGCAUCUUGAGUGGCUCACAGAUCGGUAUAAUUGAUCCGCACGAGAAGUUCUUUGCCGACAACAGGAACCGACGAACAGGGUACAGUUGGCCAAUGAAAAAAGCCCGUGACGUAAUGAAUACUAUACCAGACCAAUUCAGCCCUUACAAAGGGGUAUUUGACUGCUCAGAGGAUGUUUUCUCCAGGGGCUUCUACAAAGGCACACUGUUCCGCUUCCCACUGCGCACCAAGCCGUCUGAGUUAUCGCAGACACUGUACUCUGCAGAGAAGGUGCAGACGUUGUUUGAGGGUUUCAUUUCAGAUGCCCACUUGGUUCUUCUUUUCCUGCAACAUCUCGAGUCCAUUGAACUUUACGUACGUGAUGAGUCAGACGCUGAACCCCAAACAACGUUUCAGGUUCGGAUUGCUGAAGAAAGUCUUCAGUUGGCACGGGAAAAGAGGCAGGAGUUUCACCACAAGAUCAGCGACGGAAAGCUUAUGGCUGAUCCUGUUACGGCGACGUACCCAAUAACGAUUGAGACGGUGUAUUUCUCUCAAGGGUUAGAGGCCAGCACCCAACAGCAUUCUUUUCUUGUGACAAACUACUUUUGUGGCGAGGAAGUAUCAUCGGAGUUUAAAGCUCUGGCUACAGAUGAAAGUCUAAGCUAUCUACCCUUAGUUGGCGUUGCCAUGGCAAUUUCACAACGCUCUGCGCAACACACGGGUCACGUGUUUUGUUGCCUACCAUUACCAGUUCAGAAAACCAGCCUGACAGGUUUGCCAGUGCACGUAAAUGGUUUCUUUGCUUUGAGCCAGAACAGACGGUACAUCAAGUCUCCAAAUGCAGAGCAGGAUGAUCAACAGCUGACUGACAAGUCCCUGUUAUGGAACAGAUGUCUGUUAACCGAAGCUAUUCCCAAGGCAUAUGCAACGAUGAUAAUGGAUGCCAUUAACGAAAGGAGCUUCAACAUGGAAACAGAUGAUAUUUACAAGGCAUGGCCUAAUGUCGACAUUCUCGAUCAGAAAUGGAAGAAAAUUCAGGAUCCCUUGUUUGAGGCACUUUGCAGUGAGAAGAUCAUUUACACCCGAGCUGGAGGAGGCAGGUGGCUGAAAGUGGAAGAGGCUGUCUUUGAUAAACUUGAUGACAACGAGCUCAAGGAGUUGCUUUCGCGGGUUUUGCUCCACGCCAAUGAAAAUGUUGCCUCCAUGCCUUACCACGUGUUAAAGACCGUUGGCUUGUACGCAGAGGUCCGAAAAGAAAUUAACCCCCCAUUUGUUCGAAAUGUCCUGAAAGAAAACCCUUUUUGCUACAGGAACCUCAGGCGAACGGAGAAAUUGAAACUCCUGAAGUUUGUCCUGAGCUGUGAAGGCAACAGAUUCACAGAACUGAUCGGACUGGAGUUAUUACCCAUCGCCGGUGGAUGCUUCACGUCCUUCGCAAAUUCUGAUGAGGCUAUAUAUAUCGCGUCGCCAGAGCAUCCGCAAGAAUUACUUCCUGGACUACACCAUCGCUUUUUGGAUCAGGAAAUUGACGUAAACCUUUUCAGAAGUCUAGAAGUAGUUGCCAAGAAAGGAAGCACUCAGCUAAGGCAUCUUUGCCAAGAUGACGUCGCUACUCUUCUCCCUACAUCAUUACCGCCCGAAUGGUCAGAAGGAGAGAAAGUGCACUGGUACCCUGGUGCAGCUAACAAUGGCCAUCCCAAAAGCAACUGGCUUAAUGUGAUAUGGGACUAUCUUAGCAAGAUGUUUCCCUCAAAAGAAGGGCUGAGCAGGUUCCGAGGUCUCCCAUUGAUUCCUAUUGAUAUGUCACAAGUUCCAGUCCAAUUAACACGACUUGAACUACCAUCUAAGACAGUUGUAAGGAGUCUCCAUGGGGAUUGUCUCGACGAAAUCAUCACCAGCGCUUUGGAGGAGCUUGGAGUGGUUAUUAUUCGAGAGUGUCCUGUUUUCUUAAGCCAACAUUCGGCGAUUACCAACCAUUUUGUUUAUGCUCCAUCGCCGCAAAGUGUCCUAAAGGCUCUGACGGCUUGCCUUUCCGAAAAGAAAAUUAGCAUGUGUUCAGUAACGACCGAGGGCAAGCGCUCCAUACGAAAUUUCGUUUGCAAGGUGUCAUCCGUGGGACCAUUGGAAAAGGCAAUUCUUUCUGGUCUCCCAUUGUUUGAAACUCAGAACAAAUCAUUUGUUUCCGUGGAAAGCGGUCUUCGUGUUGCACCAGAAAGUCCCUUGCCAGUGGCGUCUCGUCGAGAUUUCAUAGACAUCACGCAAGAGGAUUCCAAGAGGCUGGCACGUUUGCUGGGGAUUGAAAUCCCAACAAUGAUUGCUUUUCUGCUUGAAGAAGUCUUUCCAGAUGUCAGAGAUGGGAAUUAUUCAGUUGAGGAGAUGGAUGUUCUUAUGGCGUUUGUGAUGGAGCGAUAUCAGGUGUAUGCAGCAUUAGAUUCCCGUCUUGAAGAGGAGAUGAAAUCAUUGCCAUUUGUACCAACACUCGCUGGGCGGGUGACACCUACGAAGGUCUUUGAUUCCAGAAAUGAACUGCUACAGUGCAUUUUUGCUGAUGAGAAUGUCUUUCCAAUUGGAACGCAGUACACUGAUCCUGCCGUUCUUGUAGUCCUAGGGAAACUUGGUUUGAAAAGUGAGGACAAAAUCACUGCGCAAGACCUUUACCAAAGUGCGAACAAGAUCGCUGACAUGUCUGACAUAUUGACAGCGGAGAAGAAGUCGGAAGCGAUCAAGGCGUAUUUAUUCAGACAUCCGACGACACUACAAGAAACUGUUCAUGGAACAGCACUGGGAGUACUCCUGCAAAGUAUCGCUUGGGUUUCAGUACUGAGACAAAAGCCCCAUGGUUUUCCAAGAAGCCUACAUUUCUGGGUAGAAACUCACGAAGGGACCCAUUUCUGCAAGCCCACAGAAGUCGAGAACAAAGAUAACGUGAACCUCAUCGGAUCAGUGAGGCCAAUUGUUGAAGUAGAUUCCUCCAGUCAAUUAGCGAAAUGUUUAGGAUUGGACGAGAUGCCCAGUGUUUCGGAUGUUGUGGAACAGUUGAAGGCGGUGAUGGGUUGUUACACCCUAGAGGAAAGGCCUCUUUAUAUCUCAGUUGUGAAGGAUAUCUACUCCUAUUUAAGUUGUGCUGCAAACACCUCUGCUAUCAAGUACGCGUUUCAAGGAGUCGAGAAUUUACGCUGGAUGUGGAAUGGAGACGGCUUUUCCUCACCUAACGCUGUGCUUGCACAAAAGCCUUCUGUCGACCUCUCGCCAUAUAUUUCAUGUCUUCCUGCAGAGGUAACGCCUUUUUCAAACUUCUUCUCGAAGUUUGGCAUGCGAAAACACUGCGACGCCCGUAUUUUGCUUGAGGUUCUUCGCAUGAUAAAACAGAAGUAUGAUUCCGGAUGUAGCUUUGCUGCUUUAGAAGUAAAGAGGGAUUUGCAGCUAUCUGCGGACAUUCUGAAUGAGAUCAAACCAAACGAAGGUGAGGAAUUGCCUGCUGAGCUUAAAGAAAAAAUACUCAUCCCAACUCAUGUAGAAGGCGAUUCAUGUGUCAAGCUUGCACCAAUUAAAGAUUGUGUGUACUGUGAAGAUGAAUGGAUGGAAACCGAGGAUUAUGAUGAAAACAUGAACGUUUUGUAUGUUCAUCCAAUCAUUCCUAGGAGCACAGCUCAGCUUUUGCGGAUUCCUCCAAGUAAGAUUCGGAUGCUAGAACCUGACGAAAUGAACAUAGGAGACGAAUUUGGUCAAGAAGAGAAAUUAACCCGCAGACUGAAUCGACUUCUGGAGGACUACACGGAUGGAUUCGCCAUUCCAAAAGAGCUGAUUCAAAACGCAGACGAUGCUGGUGCCACUGAAGUUCGAUUUCUAUACGAUGAAAGAGCCAAUGAGGACGCCAUGAGCCGUCUGUUCGACGAGGAAAUGGGGGAAUGUCAAGGUCCUGCCUUGUGGGUUUACAAUGACGCUGAGUUUCAGGAUGAAGAUUUUGCAAACAUAAAACAAUUGAAUGGUGGUACAAAAGAGCUCCACACUGAGAAAAUUGGAAAGUUUGGACUUGGCUUUAAUGCCGUGUAUAACUUGACCGAUGUCCCUAUGUUUCUAAGUAGACACUAUUUUGUGAUUUUUGAUCCCAACAACUUCUAUUUGGAAAAGGCAUUCGGAAAGAAAACACGUGGAGUUAGACUCGACAUCAACAAGAAGAGAAAGAAACUAAGAAAGUACAGUGGCCAGUUCAAACCGUUCAAUGGUAUCUUUGGUUGUGAUCUUCACCUAGAUAAGGACGACAACUCAUAUCAAGGAACACUGUUUCGCUUCCCUCUAAGAACCAAAGAUCAAGCCGUGAGAAGUGAAAUAAAGCAAACUCACUAUGAUGACAAACAAGUUCGAGACCUCUUGGAGAUUUUCGUCAGCGGUGCUAGAACCGUGCUUCUUUUUACUCAAAACGUUCGUCGCGUUAGCAUCUUUCAUUUGUCAAAUUCAAGUGAGGCAACACAGCCCACGCUGAUUUUCGAGGUCAACAAGUCGUUAUCGCGAUCUGGGAUUAUUCGAGAGCUGCCUAUCCCAGUCACCCUGUCAAACAAUGUGAAGAAACUUAGCCAAGACGACCAGUACUUCUUAAAACAGUGCAACUUCCUACGAGCUUCAUCAGAGGUAGCACAGUAUGUUGCAAGGGAGAAACUAUCUGGGGCAGAUUUGCUACGUUCAGCGCUUACCAUCGAUAUGACGAGCACCGUCACGGAACAGGGAAGUUCAUUCUUUGUCGAUAACGAUCAGUUACGAAGUGCAUCAGAAACAUGGCUCCUCGCUUCGUCCAUUGGCAGAGGGAUAGCGAUGCAGUUUUCAGUAGCUGACAAGACUCUACUUCCAGCAGCUGGGGUUGCUGUCCAGUUGAUGCCUAACGUGUGUGGAAAGUUUGCUCCAGUACCUGUUACAGAGCAAGAAUCACGCCACGAUGGAACGGUGUUUUGCUAUCUUGCACUUCCAGUCCACAGUGGACUACCUCUGCAUAUUAAUGGCGCACUUGCCGUAGCUUCCAACAGACGCCAUUUGAAAGAGAGAGCAGAGGGCGACAAAGCCUGUAUUGGAGUGGAGUGGAAUGAUGUACUUUUGAGAGAUUCUGUUUGUGCAGCGUAUCUAGAUCUUCUGGAAGAUCUCAAGUCAGCUGCUGGAAUGUAUUCGUUUCAUUUACUGUGGCCCAGGGCGAGUUACGUCGAGCCAAACUGUGAGGCUCUCGUUCGGUCAUUCUAUCAGCAGGUUGCAGAUGGUAGUUGCUCCCUCUUUUCAGAUGGCAACAGAUGGGUAGACAUGAGCCAAGUUGUCUUUCUAGAGCCAAACUUUCGUCAGGAAGAACAAAUUGGUGACAUCUUGUUUACAGUUUUCAAGAUGCUGAUACAAGAAAAUGUGGCCGUUAUUGAUCUGCCAACCGACAUCUUGCAAUCAUUUGUGAAGUAUGGUCUUGCCGACAAAAUACAGUCGAAGCUGUAUGGUAAAGACAGGUUCUUCCGCGAGUUAUUCUUUCCAAACAUCGCUGCAGUACCACCUGAGCUGAGGGACAAGUUGAUCUUGUACGCCCUAGAUGAAGGAGAUGGAAAAUUUGACGAACUUGUGAAUACUUAUCCCUGUAUUCCAGCCUCACCACGUGGUCAGAAACUCAAAUGUCCGCAUCAGCUUGUCAACCCACACAAAGAAGCCGCCUCUCUCUUUCGUGCGGAAGAUGAACGGUUUCCUUUUGGCACGGAGAUGACAUUGUUGAAUCCUCUACGACUGGCCAAACUUGAGCAACUCGGGAUGAUGGCAAAUGAUCCUACAUGGAAUGUAUUUGCAGAGAGAGCAGAGAGUGUUAACAUUUUAAAUCAAGAAAACAAAGACGCAGCAUUAAAGCGCACUACAUCGUUACUACAUCUUUUGGCGAAGAAGCUGAACAAUGAAGAAGACAGCUCACCUCCGGAAGGAGUCCAAGACAGGAUUUUACAAGCUAAAUUCCUCCCAGUUGCUGCAAAACCAAACGAGUUUCCUCUCCUCUGGAAAGAGAACGAUCUUCGACGUAAGAAUGAGAAGAUAUUGAUGUCACCCAUAGAAGCCUUUCCAAAAACCGCGAAAUAUUUAGUGUGCUGCUCUGAAGCAAUUGUAGGUAUUUACAUACCUUUCAUUGUUAGGAGUUUCUUACUUUUGAACGAAGACAGGGUCACCACGAGACAUGUCGUUACCCAACUUCAGUUUGCCUCAAGUACAAAUGCUGAAAGCCUGGAUUGCCAGGAAUUCGAAGAAGUGCAAGCAGUAUGCUUGGCAGCAUACAGGUUUCUCCAGUCAGCCCUCAAUGACCAAAAACUAGAAGAAAGGCAAGUGACGGAGAUUUUUCAGGAAAAGAAAAUAAUUCUCCUGGGAAGAGAAUUUGUGCAUGCAAAUCACGUUGCUUUUAAGUUGACAACUGACUGCUCUCCUUACCUCCAUAAGCUGUCUGAUGAUCUUGCAAGACCAUUUCGUAACUUGAUGAAGAUCCUUGGGGUAAAGGAAGUCUUUGAAGGCAAAGAUUUCAUAUUUUCUUUGGAGAGAAUAAGGUGCAAGUUUGGAGACACAGCGCUUGAUGAAAAGACCCUUCAAAUUGCGCUUAAUCUGGUUGGUCAAUUAGCUAAUUGUCUAAAAGGAUCUGAGGAGAAUGACAAUGUUAAGGAAAGACAGGAAGUAAUUUACCUUCCAGAUUCCCAAGGCGUAAUGCGCCUUGCUGACGAACUUUGCUUGAACGAUUACGAUUUCCUACCAGACGACGUUGGUGUUAACUUUGUAAAUGAGUUGAUUUCUCAUCGAACAAGUAUCACGCUGGGCGUAAAAACACGUCGGGAAAAGGCAUUGGAACGCUUUACUGUUGGAAUUCAGUUUGGACAAGAAGAGAAGUUGACGAACCGCUUGCAACGAAUUCUCUCGGCAUACCCAUCUGAGAAGGAAAUCUUAAAAGAACUUAUCCAGAAUGCUGAUGAUGCCGAAGCAACAGAAAUUUACUUCAUCAAAGACCCAAGACAACACGCUGAUGACCAGGUAUUUGAAGAUUCUUGGAAACCUCUUCAAGGCCCUGCUUUGUGCGUGUACAACAACACGCCAUUCUCGGAAGCUGACAUUAAAGGAAUACAGAACCUUGGUGAGGGCAGCAAAGGGGAUGAUCCAAACAAGACUGGUCAAUAUGGGGUGGGCUUCAAUGCUGUUUACAACUUGACGGAUGUACCAUCCUUUACCUCGAGUGGAGAAGAGAUUGGUGACGUUUUGUGUGUGUUUGAUCCUCACUGCAAAUAUGUACCUGGGGCAACUACACAAGCGCCAGGACGGAUGUACAAGAAAACCACAGAAUUGAGACAUAUGUUCCCUGAUGUAUUCUCAUGCUAUAUUGAGGAACAUUUUCCCGUACAAAACUCCACCAUGUUUCGAUUUCCUCUUAGGACUGAGGAGAUGGCUAAAGAAUCCAAAAUAUCCCAGUCUUCAGUCACACUGGAACAACUUGAUAGAAUGAUAGAAUCAUUAAAAGGGGAACUUUUUGAGGUUCUUCUCUUUGUCAACAAUGUUAGGAAAAUCACGUUGUGUGAGAUCGACGCAAAAGGAACAGUGGUGAACUCUUAUUUCGUUGAAGCUCAAAUAUCAGACGACGAUCUGGCCAAAAGGCAACAGUUCGCGGCCUACAUUAGGAAGACUUGGAAAUCAAAGCAACAAAAAAGUGAUGUCCUGCCUAUAGAAGCCGAGGUUAAGAAGUGCUCCUAUGUUCUGAACGUAAGAGACUGCACUGGGAAAGAGGAGAAGUGGCUAAUUGUCCAACAGUUUGGGUUUGAGAACCAAGUGGAAAGGAGCAUUGUCGAUGCUUACCGGAGACACGAUUUGGGUUUGCUCCCUCGUGGUGGCGUUGCUUGCCAAUUGGAAAACAAACACACAGGGCAACUUCCAUCGGAUCGAAGCAAGAAAGCCUACUGCUUCCUUCCGCUUCCUAUAGAGACUGGCCUUCCAGUCCACAUCAAUGGCCACUUUGCAUUGGAGCACGAGAGCAGACAACAUUUGUGGAGAAGGGCAAAUGAAGACUACCGAAAUGACUGGAACAAUGCGUUAGUGAGCGAUGUCAUAGCAUCAUGUUAUCUAGAACUCUUAGACGGAGUAAGGAAUUUCCAUCACUUGCCUGUCGUCCAGAAUCUAGAACAAGCAACCCUUAGCUGCAGCACAGAUGAUCUGAUGAGAAUUGUACGUGACUACGAGAAGCGUUUCCCUUCCGUGAACGUGACCGAUCCUUACUGGGAGACGUUAGUGAAGUCUUUUUAUCAAGAAAUGGACCGGAAGAAGUUGCGACUUCUACCAGUGGUGCGAGGUGAGGUAUCAGCAAAUUCCAGUACCAAAACUAAGCUGGAGUGGCUUCCUGUCACAGGGGAAGGGAGAGAUCAGGCGUUUUUUAACAACAUUGGAAUGGCCGACUGUUUUAAUGCCUAUCCUCAUGGGGUGCUGGAAACAAGAAAUAUACUUACCUUCCAGCAGAUUUUGCUCCAAACAGGCUUUAACCUUGUCGCAUUUACCUGGUCGGUGUAUGUGGCACUGGAAAAAUCUGAUGUUAGAGCUUGUUGCGUUUCCCCUUCUGCUGUGAUGCAAUUCUACAAGUCUUUUAGCUGCGAAGAGUCGUUUUGCAAAAUUGGGCCAGUAUCUGUUGACGUCAAAGAAACACCAUUCAAAUCUGCCGAAGUCGUGGAACUGGUUCUUAGGUACUGUAAGGACGACAAGGAGUUUCAAGCUAAUCUUCCAGGCCUUCCAUUGCUUCUGACACAAGACAACUAUUUGCGCACAUUUAACGCCAACGAUCCUAAGUUCCUUUCUCUCCAUCAUGACAUCCUACCAGAAUGCCGACAAAUGUUUGUGCAUAAACAUAUUCGAACGCGAAUCUUUGGUGAUGCUAAGAGCUUAAAGGCCCCUGUGUUCAAGUAUUUUGAUAUCAAGAGUUUUGCCGCUAACUUACAUCAAACGCUACCACUCGCGUAUUACAGCAGUGAGGGAUACGUGAAGUGGUGUCCUAAGCAGCCCGGAAUUCCAAAUUGGGCGUGGAUAUACAGCGUUUGGAGGUUCGUUUCCGACGAGAUAAACAAAGUCCUCGAAGAGAUAAAGGCGAAAGAAAAUGCAAACAUUAAGUGCAUUUUAGCGACAGACGAAUGUGAAGAAGAAAAGUGGAGAAAACUUGAAAAAGCCAAGACAACUGAAGAGGAGAAGACUAGAAUUAUUCAAGCAACUCUUGAACCACUCUCUAAUUGGAACCUCCUACCUUGUACCGAGAAGACCCAUUCAAUCGAGUCACAAGGGAGAAGCUCUUUUCGAUUAGGUAUUGAACACUUUCUGGUUCCCCUCGGGCUGUCAGAAACCAUCCUUGAUUUUCAUGGUAUCGCCGAUCAGUCGCUUGUUGAUACAUUAAAGAAGCUUAGUUUGGCUGAAUUGAACUCAGCUGUUUUGUCCUCACCAGGCCCGUUGCCGGGCGUAUCUGCAGAUCACCAGAUUCAUGCUCGCAGGCUUGUAGCAUCCCUUAGGACACCAUCGUCCAUUUUGACAUCCUUGAAACAGAAGAUGAUGAGAAAUCCGCAUUCACUGGAGGGAAUUUUAACCACAACCGAGUGCGACAAUAUUUUGCACUAUUUCAGCAGUAACGUUAAACGUCUGAAGGGGAGUGAUGAGAGCAUACUAAGAACUCUUCCUUUCUACGAAGCAACACAUGGUGAACUGGUUGAUUUGAAAAAUCACAAAGUUUACGUGGUCCCCGAUGACUUACCAAAGAAAGAGUUAAAUGAGGUGGGAAAUCAGGCUGGCGUGGUAUUUCUGAAUCCCCGACCAUGGUUGUCUUCGUUAUUUAAAUUUUUCUCCGUGAAAAUCCUCAGAGCGGCUGAUGUGUACUGCAAGUUUGUUUUGAGUCAUUUCUCGCUACUCUCUAAGGAAGCACGGCUGGAUCAUCUGGAAUGUAUUCGCGACAUUGUUUUGCCGCGAUUAUCCAAGGAGAUUGACGAAAAAAAGCUCUUAAUUGACCGUCUAAAAAACACAGAAAUUGUUCCAGCCAACGACGGAACGCUCAAGACAGCAUUCUGCUAUUACGACCCUGAAAAUGAUAUUUUCAAGUUAAUGCUAUCAGAAGAUGACUUUCCCCCAGACCCUUUCAACACCUCAAUGUGGCUAGACUUUUUCAAAACCAUCGGAAUGAUCCAUGACAUUUCUCAGGAUCUUUUUAAGACCUUUGCUAACGAGGUUGCGCGUGAAGGACUGACGCUCCCUACUCCAAGUACGGUCAAAAAAUCUAGCGCCUUGGUGGCUCACUUAUUCCAGCGAGACAACGUUGUAGAAUCAGGUCUUCUUCAGGCUGUCUCUGGCAUCAAGUUUGUCGCCACUUCAGUUAGCCCAGAGCUCCGUUCGAUCCACAGACAGUUCGAUGAACCAUACAUCGCAUUUAGAGGAUCCACUCUAGCCGAGCAUACUAACAUUGUUUGGACCACAGCACCUCUUCUCCCUGAUUGGGCAAAUCCAAGGAACCGUUUAUACGAUUCAGAAGAUGGUUACUGCAAAGCAAUCCUCUACCACCUGCAAGUCAUCACAGUGCCUACCGUAGAGAUGGUAACCUGCCACUGCCGGAACCUGUGCCUCCAACUGGUGAAAGAGAACGGCAGCGAUCUGAGUUCAAAGCAGCUUUCAACAAGGAUGUUAGUUAUGACGGAAAUCUACACAUUCCUACAGAAAAAUGCCAUAUCAAGUACCACAGCGAAGAUGUUAUUGAGAGGCACAUCUUGCAUUAUGGUUGAGCAAGGAAGUCGUUUAGUAAAACCUGAGCAAGUGGUUAUUGAACUAAGCGAGGACAAUGAGAUAGCACCUUUCCUGUACGGAAUGCCAGCAGAACUAGGUCAGUUUAAGGCACUUUUCCAAUAUCUGGACUGCUCCAAUUCAGUACGUCUUUCACACUAUGCCAUGGUACUGGAAACGCUGCAGAGAAAAUGCAAGGCCGACAGACUCAAUUCAAAUGAGGUCGAUUGGGCUUUAAGCGCGGUUAGGGGUCUUUUUGAAUUCUUGCAAGAUAAUUCCAAAGUAAUUCAGGCCCCUUCUUCAUUGUACCUACCAGCUGUGCGUCCCUUUGGCAGUAGUUUUGAACAUAGCACAAGACAUGUCGUGUUGACAAGGGCGGCAGAGCUUCUCUUUGAUGACGCUCCUCGUCACCGGGAUCGCAUUCAAAAUUUUGACCAGCUCUUUGUGGUGGACCUAAAAAAGGCCAAAGUGCGUUGCAAUUCAUCUACGAGUUUCAAGGAUCUAAUUUUGCGUCUUCCUGAAGCUUUACGGCCUCACAUGUUGUCCUGUGUCGUAGAAGAGAAGUUGGCCGAUGCCGUUGACAACACCGAGUUCUAUGACAUGGGCGCCCCCGGAUCACUAAAGAAGCAACUGCAUUCAGUGCAAUUCUGUCGUGGGAUUUUCAGGCUCAUUCGUCACGCUAGCCACGAAAACCAGGAACUAGAUGACGAAAGUGUGGUGUCCUCUGUUGAGAGCAGAUUACAAAACAUACAGAUUCAUGGAAUGAGGAAAAUUGUAACUCAUCUGGUUUAUAAGGGAAACGUUGUUCCGGGGAGUGAAAGAAAGGUACCCUACUUUUUGCAGAAGAUUUCGCAGUCCGAGCACGAGAUUUGGAACUUGUACGUUGAUGCUGUAAACGAUGUCCGGGAAACACCAUCUAUAGUAGCUCUGACAUUAUCAAAAGUGAUCAAAGAAGCUUGUAGAGGACUGCUGCAAGACACAGCAAUGUAUAUCCCUGAAAUGCUGCGUUGCCAUCCUGGUAGGAUUAGCGCUUUACUAGAUAGUAUGGAGAUACGACCAGAUGACUCCUAUGAUGAAGAAGGAAGAGACGUCUUGCCAUUACCAGGCAGCUUUGUUCCAAUUUUAGAUCACCAGCUUCUCAAUCUUGCCUUUGAAUCAUUUAUGCCUGGAGAGUACGUUGGAUACGAGUUGGAAGAUCACAGUAUGGAACUGGAGGAAGGUGAUUCAACGUUCAUCUAUGCUGUGAUUAUCGAGGAAGUAUCAAGUGGCAAUGAAAGUCUGCUCGCAAAGGUUUACAAGAUCAACAUUGGGGACGACAAAGAGUCAAAGGAUGUCCCAGCUACUGAUUUGUACAAAUUUUACCGACCUGCACCAACUGCAGUAGUUCUAUCAGAUCGACAGAGAGACGAGGAAGAGGCUUGGAAGCUGCCAGUAGACAUCAGAAGAAAAGCUAUCAAACGGCUAUCAAACGCCGGCUAUCCUCAACGUCGACAGGCAAUGCGCUGGUUCAGACAGACGGAGGCCGACCUAGCAGCUGUGCUAAGCGACAUAGACCCUGCAAAGCCGUCUUACGAAUGGGCCUGUUUUAAAUGCCAUCAGGCUGCAGAGAAAGCUUUGAAGGCUGCGCAAUACACUGUUGGUGCUCCUAAAACCAGUGUUCAUAAUCUAGUCAAGAAUUCCUUGAUGUUGGACGACUCUCAUCUGACCAGUUUAUCAGAAAAACUUGAGGAUCUCGUAGGAGAUUCAACGCGAAUGCGCUACCCGGACCAGGUGUACUCUCCUGAUGAGAUUCCAAACGACGUUUACACUGAGAAAAUGGCCCGUAUGGCACUAAAACUAGCCACAGAGAUUUUGGACAAUAUUAGGAGCAAAAGUAAUCAAGCAGACGUAAAUGUACAAGAUUGGACUGAUCAGUGAGGGAUCAGAAGGAGAUGGCCACCCAUAUAGCCAGAAUCAGGGGUCAUUUGCGAAAUAGAGCAAAAUGUAGUUAAACAAAGUCAUAAGAUGAAAUAAUGGAUAAGUUUCCUUACUUUAGGAAACAGGCCAAGCUUUCUUGCGUCGGUAGUCUUUGCGAAAUAUGUAGGAAUUUUCUUACGAUCAACCCAACCGAAAAUGAAACAAUUUGACCAAACAUAGUAAUAGACCACUCAGUUAGGAAGACCCCCGCUUCAUUUUGAACCAAGUACGCAAAAUGUUUAUUUGCUGGUGUUUGCAGGGUGAUUCCUCAUACAUGACAACUAAACGAUCCAGUUCAAGAUGUCUUAUUUUACAUUUUAAUGAUUUCUAACGUAGUUUAUGAACCAUUCAUGUAGUAAUCAGUUUUUUUUUUUUCUCGUAUAUCACGAGUACAAUACUUUCGAGCGAAAGAUGACGUAGGUGACGGAAACAUUUUCGAGAGUUAAGUUAUGAAAUAAACCAACUGCGGUCAUGUCAAGUUGUAAAGCUGUCACCAAGUGCCGUGAGGUAAUACCAUCAUUAGCCCUUUUUGCUGUAUCAGCGAUUCAGUUGCGGUGUGCCAUUUUUACUAGAACUCUGUCAGGUAAACUUAAGUAAGAGGAUGCAAAAGCAGAUGAAUGUCCAUUGGGAAAGGCAUUUUUUGUGCACUUGUCAUUUUGGGGUCAGGGUUUUUAGUCGUACGAAAUCGAGUCAGUGUGUUGUUUUGACAUAAUCGAUAAUUUUGAAAUAUAAUUUACGAGGAAUUUAUCAAAGAAAAUAUAGUACAUUUUAUUGUUACGGUUUUCAGUUUAGGUACUUCGUCGCUAACAAUUACGUUGUUUUGGCGGGGCGCUUAGCGAUAACUGUGUUUUUAGUUAUUUUGCAAUGACGAGUCACUUUUUCACUCAGGAAUUAGGGGUGUUAGUUUACAUAAGUACUUUCAAAUUACAUUUAAAGAUGCUCGUUAUUAUGAGAUGAAUCAAUGCUAGGAUUUUUCAAACGUGUUGUUGGGGUAUAUAGAAAUAAAGGACUCCUGUUUUUUCAGAGCUCAUGAGGAAUAAAAGUUAAGCAUUUUAAUUUA
Molecule: messenger RNA, 14695 nt
Organism: Orbicella faveolata
Lineage: Eukaryota; Metazoa; Cnidaria; Anthozoa; Scleractinia; Merulinidae
Product: sacsin-like
Molecular function (GO): Hsp70 protein binding
Source: RefSeq, a predicted model, not a curated record